GUCAGAGACCUGGGUGAGAGGAGUGGAUGAUUUUUGCCCUCUCCCAGCUAAGAAGGGGGCAAGCGCUUGGCUUCUGUGCGUCUUUCCCCAAGUGCAACAGAGUUGAAUUAUGGCAUUGGUGAAAAGCGGCUGGUUGCUCCGGCAAAGUACUAUAUUACGACGUUGGAAAAAGAACUGGUUUGAUCUGUGGUCUCAUGGACACUUACUAUUUUAUGAUGAUCAACAUCGGCAGGUUUUUGAGGAUAGACUUCACAUGAAAAUUGACUGUAUCAAUAUCAGAGUGGGAAACGAAUGUCGAGGUUUCCAGCCUCCUGAGGGGAAGCCUAGAGAUUGCUUGCUGCAGAUUGUUUGCCGAGAUGGGAAGGUGCUCAACCUCUGUGCGGAAAGUGCUGAUGACUGCUUGGCUUGGAAAAUUGCUCUCCAAGAUUCCAGGACAAAUGGAGCCUGUAUUGGUUCUGAAGUGACAUAUGAUGACUCUACAAUUUCUUCAGCUCCCCCUCCUUACACAGCUUAUGCCAUACCAUCAUCUGAGGUUUAUGGCUACCCACAGUACAACAGUGUUUAUCCACCUCCAGGGGCUCAGGUCAUCUUUACUUCUAAUGGACAGACAUAUGCAAUCCCUUACCAGUAUCCAAACCAAGGUACUUAUGGUCAGCCUCCCACAAACCAUGUCAUCAUUCGAGAACGGUACCGGGAUAACAGUGGAGAUCUUGCCUUGGGCAUGCUUGCGGGAGCAGCAACAGGAAUGGCCCUGGGCUCAUUGUUCUGGGUAUUUUAGGCUUCCUCUGGAGUUCCAAAGCAAGGAAGACCCAACCCCUUUUAUUUAUUCUGCGUGCAAUAAUUAUGUAUAUUUUUAAAGUACUCCUCUUUAGUUGACAGAUUUUUCAUAAGUUCUAGUAAUAUUUUUGCUAGCAACUCACUGGAACUGUGUUUUAACUAAGUCCUAGCCACCACAAGGGCAUAUUUUAGUUGAAAUGCGGUUAGCACAACGGCUCAUUGUCAUAUGAGCUUGUGAUUGUAUGCAUUGAUUAAUAAAUAGCAGUAAUAUUAAUGAAGGAUCACUAAUGAAGGAUAAAUGGCAAUGCUUAACUAAAUUUUAUAGUCCAAAAUCAACCUUUUUGUUAAAAUCACAUGGGCUGCAGACUUGAAAUACUAACUGCAAAAUAGGGCAGCAUGAUAAUAGGAAAAUGUGCUGCACUUUGGGCUCCAGGUUAUUUGAAUCAGAUACUGUUUUACUUCUCCUUGAAUGGAGAUGGUACUUCAGUAGAUACUCCAUAGGAUCCAUUUGAUUUUUUCAGUAUUCUGAAAGCUCUUACAUUUCUGUAGCUGGUUGGGUCGACAAAAAUUGCAUACUCCGCAGCAUAUAUUACUUUACUGUGCAAACUCUCCCCAAAGGCAAAACGAUAAAGUUUGCAAUUUACUGUUUCUUCCCAAAAUAAUAGCACCCUUGCUUAGAAAAGGGGAAAUAGUUUUGUCACAAUGUAAAUAAUUUCUGCUUACUAGAAAUUGCAGCUCAGGUUAGUUCCUUGUGUUUCAGUGUCUGAGCCCUUUCUGACUGGAGGCAUUUUUGCUAGAACAGUAAAGUCUACUAGCAACUCAGUUCAGUCUGGUCAUGAAAGUCCUUUCUAGUCCUAAAUAGAUAGAUAAUGGAAUUGGGCUUCAAAGCGUUGAAAACAUUUUUAAAAACCUUGAUAGUAGAAGUUUUGGGCCCUGACCUGGGUAGCCCAGGUGAGCCUGAUCAUGUCAGAUCUCAGAAGCUAAGCAGGGUAAGCCUUGGUUAAUAAUUGGAUGGGAGACCUGCAAGAAAAACCAGGGUUGCAGAGACAGGCAAUGGCAAACAACCUCUGUUAGUUUCUUGCCAUGAAAACCAAGGGUUGCCAUAAGUCAACUAUGACACCACAGGUGUUUUGGAAUCCUUUACUUGUAGCGUGUAAGUUUGCACAAAAUGACUCUCCACAUCUCAUCUGCAGCUGCAAACCAAGAAAAUUACUUGCUUUUUUCUGAUGUAGCACAAUGAAAUCAGAUUCUCAGUCAUUAAGACUGUUGUAUUUGUAGUCUCCGGUCUUGCAUACUCUUCUACUUCAGCGCCUUCACUUUCUACUUUUGACAUAUACAACUCUGUAACAGGAUGGAGCAAGCUCUCCUUGGAAAAUGAUUAGCUUUAGUGGAGUAGGGUGCCAAAGCUUUACUCUUAGGAUAUUUUUAUACAUUCAGUUACUUGUAUAUCUUACUAAAAUCUGAAAUGUAGGUAAAAUUCAUCAAUAUCUGUGUUGUGCUCCUAGCCAAAUGUUAACAGCAGUAAGAAAGGAAGACUUUGGUGCAGCCAUUUGUCAAAAUAGUAAAUGUUAAUACAGUUAUAUUUUGUUCCCAGUGAAGCAGAGUAACACAAUUACAGCGCUUGGCAAAAGUAUUAGUAGUCUUUAUAUAGUGACUAACGGUACAUCUCAAAUGAAAAUGUGUGCUGCUAUUUUGCCUUGGGAGAUAUAGGCAGUGCUGAGAAACCAUAGUCACAUCCAGCAAUUGUUGAAUUUGAAAGUCUGUGCUUUUAAUUAACAUCCACACUGAGAUGUUUGUUCUUACAAAUGACUAGAAUAAAUAAACAGCACUGUGAACUGAAGAAAAUAUGAACAGAAGAUAUCAAGUGCUUCAUAAGUGUGGGACCAUCAUGUAAAUUCUUGUGCAGGUAUUUCUGAAGCCUUUAAACCACUCAGACUAGCAGUGGACUCCUAAGCAGGGUUUUCCCUUUCUAAACCCAAUGGCUUCAGUGGAUUUAGAACGUUAUUCUGCUCAGGAUUGCACUGUACCCCUGUGAUAGAGGCAGGCUUAGCUUCUGCUAUGAUUUAUACUUUGUCAAGAAUUAUUUUUAAAAGAGCUCCUUAUUUUCUGUGUUACUCUGUGCAGUUGUCUUGAAAUACAUAGAAAGCAGAAAUUUUAGGUAUUUGUAUUUGAUUAUGAAAAACAAAAUAAAUGUAGUGUUGGAACUGCU
Molecule: messenger RNA, 2986 nt
Organism: Eublepharis macularius
Lineage: Eukaryota; Metazoa; Chordata; Lepidosauria; Squamata; Eublepharidae
Gene: PLEKHB2
Product: pleckstrin homology domain containing B2
Exons: 8
Coding region: 110-778 (222 amino acids)
Biological process (GO): regulation of cell differentiation
Cellular component (GO): membrane
Source: RefSeq, a predicted model, not a curated record